AUGCGAAUAAGAAUCAUUCAAAGAUCUAACUGGCUCAAGUAUCGCGGCAUUAUCCUCGCCAUAGCAGCUUUCUUCCUCGUGUCCUCGGUCCUCCGUGUCAGCCGUGCCAAGUCCAGCCUUCCAUAUGUCAAGCCGAGUCUUCCAGUCCUCAAGCCGAGCCUCCCAGUACUGCACAAUGGAUCCAAGUUGAAGGAGAACGUGCGAAUCGCCAAAGCGUCGAUGCUGUACGGGGCUCAGAACGAAAUCCUGGAAGGCGCAAUGCAAACCCACAGACUCCACAACACGAACUACGGCUAUGAGAUGCACGUCCUGAGGCAGAGUAUUACCAACGGAUAUUGGAACAAGUUCGCCUAUCUGUUCACGCUGGUGGCGAAGGAGUUGUCGAAGCCCGAAGAGGAAAGGAUUGAAUGGAUCAUGUACUUUGAUGCCAACAACAUCUUUCUCAACCCGCUGAUCCCACUCUCCAUAUUCCUGCCGCCGCCUGAUUUCGCGGACGUUAAUAUGCUCGUCGCCAACCACCCCUACGGCCUCAGCAGCUCGGUCUUCUUUCUCAGGGUCUGCCCUUGGUCCCUCAAACUUCUGGUCGCAGUAAUGGGAUUGCCAAUGUUCGACUCCGGCAUUGAUUCUGUCGUAGCUAUGGAUCUAGCUUGGGAUCGCGUCUCGCUCGCCAAAGUUCUAGAUCGGCCUGAAUUCCGCUCAAAGGUCUUGUAUCAGCCCAACAUCUGGUACAAUGCGGCCAUGUCUAUCAAUGGAUCCUCGAUCACCAAACCCGGCCUCUUGCUCCUGCAGUUUCAUAUCUCUCUGGAAGGCAACCGGUGGUCGAGCAUGAAGGAUGUUCUGGACGAGUUGGCGACUGAUGCAACGAAGUUCGCCAUGGAGCUGGAAGAUACAACAUACCCAACAGCUAUUGAAGGCUACUGGAAUCGCGUCAGUAUAACAAGACGUAGGCUACGAGAGGCGGAGCAGGAGGCAGAGUACAUGGGCGAGAACGCAUCUGCGGAGCUGAAGAACGCAAUUGAGACCUUCCGGAAAGGCCUUGCUGUUGCGGUCGCAGAUGAGGACGAUCUGAAUCAGGCGAUUAGUCGCUUGAGAGAGGCUCUACGCAGCGACGGUGAUGAGUGACUGGUCUCGGUACCUGUACGCUCUAGGCGUCAUUUGUUGGACAUGGCCUUGAUGGUGCUGGGAGACGCCAUGGGUCCUUACAACGGUAAUUAUACUCGAAUCGAGGCCCUCAAUGUGCUUGCCACGGCGUUUCAGGACAUUUUCUCGGGUGUAUGCUUCAUGUGUUCUUGAUCAAUUCAAAGCUGUGACCGAUGUCGGCGUACAUGUGGCUGUCGCCGUCUGAGGAUAUUCAACAUGUUUUUAAGAUGCUGAAACGAAAUGCAUAUGGGAUCCUUUUGACCGACCUGUAAACUCGCCAGGCCAUCCCAAACGAUUAAGG
Messenger RNA from Mytilinidion resinicola, 1441 nucleotides. RefSeq lists its product as uncharacterized. NCBI's taxonomy places the organism in Eukaryota, Fungi, Ascomycota, Dothideomycetes, Mytilinidiales, Mytilinidiaceae. Gene Ontology annotation, molecular function: glycosyltransferase activity. Gene Ontology annotation, cellular component: Golgi membrane. The record is from RefSeq and is a predicted model, not a curated record. Gene Ontology annotation, biological process: protein N-linked glycosylation. The transcript has 2 exons. Bases 1 to 1122 code for a protein of 373 amino acids.